AUGGACAAGCUCGACUCUCAACGGCCGGCGGCGAGAGCCCUUCAGACAGUCCGUAACCUACUUCUCGCCGUCGCCGUAUACACUAUCCUCACCGCCGUUCUUCAAUUCUUCUUCUAUGGUAGCCUGACGUCAACUCACCGUCCCAGACCCUCCAAUCAGCAGCAUUCCUCGUCUCAAUCCUCCACUGACCCGUCAACCGGCUCAAAAUCCUCCAACGGCUAUGCACAACUCCGGCCGGACUCUCUUGUCGUCGCUAACGAUGCCUAUAUGGGCACCCGUCCUCAUGUUGACACAUACGCGAAUUUCACACGCCUCGUAGAUGUUUGCCGAGGUAGCAUCCAGAGCCUUGAACGUAUGAAGUACGUCUACGACUGCAUGCAGUAUCUUAUCGAGCGUAGAGACGACUAUUAUUUUAUUCCCACCGAGAAUGCACCAUCGAUAGGAUAUCCGUCUUAUGUCCCAUCAUCUGUAGGCGACGUUGGAACUUGCAAUGGACCGGUGAUUCCGUACCAUAUCUGGUGGAGCGGGAAAUGCACAUGGCGAGUGGAGUUGUUCAUUAAGAGCUAUUUCCAUUCGCAGAACUUGCCAUGUUCUAGGUUGAAUCUAUGGUUGGAUGUUGAUGUGAACCCAAAUGCGGUCGAGGAGAUGAUGCGAGAUCCUGGGUUUGUAAGGUUCCUACCGUUGGUAAAGAGAGGCGAUAUUAAACUGAGAGAGUGGAAAUUCCCUGCCAGAGUGCUUCUGAAGCAGGCGAAUGAUGGCGAAGGGAAUGGGAAGAUCAUCAAAUUGGGAGAUGGCGCUUACAUCGAUGAAGUUGGAAACGAGUGGUUAGAAUUUUCAACUAGGAAGAUGACUUUCUUGCCUGUGGCAGUUUCAGAUGCGGUUAGAUUCGUGGUAUUACAUUAUGAGGGAGGCGUUUAUUGUGAUAUGGAUAAUGUUCUUCUGAGAGAUCUUCGACCACUUCUUAUUCCCCCAAAUCACGGUUUUGCGGAACGGUGGGGCUGGUACGAAGGACCUUGGGACUAUAACACCGCAAUUAUGUCCCUCCACCCCAACUCGUCGCUUUCUCAACACUUCCUAAAGGGUGCCGUUAAAAUGGGCAUCAACUUCCACCCAUACAUUAUCGGCCGACUUGUUUAUAAAGAUGGCAGAGGUGAGGAAUUCACCAUGUUCGAAGACGGCUUUUUUGACCCCAUUUGGGGCCAGUUCAAUACCCCUGGAGUAACAAGGUGUACUGUUCCUUGCUUGGAGAACUACGGAGAAGCGUUUUUGGGCAGAAAGGAUGCAAUCCCGAAGGAUUGGAAGGCAUAUGAUGGUCAAAGAUUUGAAGAGAUUGAUGGCGGAGUCAGUGGCAAUGACGCCGGCAGAAACUCAGAUGGCAGUAAAAAUGCGGGCCGCUCUGCAGAAGAUUCGUAUUGGAAUGAUAAGCGGAAGCGUCGAAAGCGUGGUCCCGUGGAGGAAGUCCACGCCCCCAUUCAAGAGCGCGCACCAACUGGAUUUGCACCUGGAUAUGAUAUCGAUAAGGAUCCUUAUCCACCAAACAAUCGUACUCUAGAGAACUUUUUCAAGGGCGCUUAUGCGUACCAUAUCCAUAAUCAGUGGGCUAAGCACCCUGAACCGAACUCUUGGCUUGAUAUGGUUCGGAGAACCCACGACGGGUUCCUGAACGGUAAUAGAGUCAACAUGUACGGCGAGAAAUGGAAUGGUCCGCAACUACCGUUGUAUGACCCGUUCCCAGAGUUUAGCUAA
This is a messenger RNA of Orbilia oligospora ATCC 24927, 1746 nucleotides long. RefSeq lists its product as uncharacterized. Bases 1 to 1746 code for a protein of 581 amino acids. Lineage: Eukaryota; Fungi; Ascomycota; Orbiliomycetes; Orbiliales; Orbiliaceae. The transcript is spliced from 3 exons. The record is from RefSeq and is a predicted model, not a curated record.